Bombus pyrosoma is the source of this 2804-nucleotide messenger RNA. RefSeq lists its product as uncharacterized. The record is from RefSeq and is a predicted model, not a curated record. The coding region runs from base 539 to 1429 and encodes 296 amino acids. NCBI's taxonomy places the organism in Eukaryota, Metazoa, Arthropoda, Insecta, Hymenoptera, Apidae. The transcript is spliced from 6 exons.
CUCAAGUUACGUCACUUUCAAAGAUCAUCGUCCGAUAUUUAUGUAACGCGGUCCCACACGACCUACGCGCUCUCGCAUUUGUACGCAAGUAAUCAGUGACACAGGGUUUUAACAGUUCUCUUGUAUAAAAAUCAGACGAAAAUUCGAGAAGAGGUAAGUAGAAAGCACGUUUGCCUGAAUUCGAUUGGUUGACACGCGGCGUGGGACCACUGGAUUCGCCCUUAUAUGUGGAUCAACCAGACGGAUCAAGAACUACACGAUCAGUGCUGUUCCAUGGAUCACAAACAGUAAAUGUGUUUACGCUAAUUCUUGGUGAAAGAAGACAAAAAGGAGGGGCUAAAUCGUGUGUAAGAAGAUUACGUGGAAUAGAAAGGACCACUGGUCAAAAGGUAUUGGAUCCGUGGAAUCCUACAUCGUGAUUGGUUGAUACCUCGCGUGGGAUCUUGCAAUCAUCCUUAUAGAUCGGAGGAUCGUCGACCUGUUCUGCAGUUUGCAGAUCACGAAGAUUCCUUGAUGGUCGUAUCAAAGUGUUGGAACAAUGCUUGGGAUAAUCUGCGUUUUCAACGCUAUCUUGUACGUGGCAGCUUCGGAGACAGUGAUCCUUCAACGAAUGAAACGUCACAAUGAUCCGAGUGAAAGUGGUCAUGUGAUAGACAGUAUUUUUAACAUUCCAAUUACGGCGAUCAAGGAAACAGGAGCCGCGGUGCAAACCUUUAGCUCAGAAAAUUCUAAGACCAUCGAUAGUAUCUUAAAGAUCCCUGUUUCGACCUUAGAAGCUGUUGGGGCUCUAGUAAAACAAACGUCUGGGCAGAGACUUCAGAAUGCCGAAGAGUUACAACGAAUACGCCAAGAAAGAAGAGAGAGAAUAUUAGCUCAAAGGGAACGACAGAGGUUCCACAGAGAGCAACUUCAGCAACAACGUUUCAAACAGCAACAAAUGAAGAGAAACGUUAAGAACAAUAACAAAGAUCCCUUUGGUUUAAACACCCUCUCCUUCCUGGUUAGUAAUCAUGGUAUCUUAGGUAGUAUUCAAGGUCCGUUUGGCGGGUACAGUGGAAAUGGUGGUGGACAUGGUGGUCAUGGUGGUCAUGGUGGUCAUGGUGGUCAUGGAAAUCAAGGUAUCCAUGGAGGACAGGGCAGUACAGGUGGUUACGAAGUCCACGAAAACGUAGAAGAAGAUACAAAUUAUUCCUGGCAUGGGAUCACCGCUGGGUUUGGUACGAUUUCUGGCUCUCGACCAACUAGCGCGCAUAUUUCCAUACAAAAUAAAGUCGCCCCUAAAGAUAAAAGACCAAACAAGUAUUACGACGAUUUUCGAAUACAAAACAAAAUUGCUCCGAAUAAAGAAAAUGGAUUAGGCUAUGAAGAUGAUCCUCCACUGCAGAACAAGAUUGCACCCAAAAGCAACAGGAUAUCGUUUCAAUCAUAGAACAAAUUCAUCGAACAGUGAAGUGAAUUCAAUCAUUUAGUUUUCUAUCACGCGUAACAUACGCUGCCAGCUCUACUCGUACAUAAGUAUUAGGAAUUAGGACAUCUACUUGUAGUAUUUAUUGGAAAAAGCAAAUUUUACUUUGCCUAAUAUUUUAUAUUACAAGGCUCGUGUAACGCAAUUGAAAUUACAGAUUUAUAAUAAGAUAAGUAGAAUAUAGAACAACAACAAUGAAAUACAUUCGAUUAAUAAAUGUCCUAAUACCUACAUACGUGCGUAUGUAUGUCUAGCAGUGCACGUUACUUUAAAUGUUCUACCAUUGUAAAGCGAAGUGACAUCGAAGAACAGCAGAGUAUCGUUUGACUCGUAAAAGAAAUGCAAAGCGAAAUGAACUUGACUUUCUAAAUUUUCAUAUAUUUACUUUCAUAUAUCACACGCUCGAUAACAGCUGGCCGAUAAGUAUGUAAGUCACAUUGCAUCGUUUAUGUAGAUAACGAAUGACAAAAUGUCGCUGCUUAGAGGAAACCAGAGUCGUUAAAGCAAACUGCAACUUCAUCGUUGGAACGAUAAUUGGCGAACGAACGACUAUGACUCGUUAGAUCUUCACGGCAGCUGCGCUGUUUCACCCACGAAUUUCGAAGUCACGUAUGUACCACGAAAGAUCCCAUGGCUACUACGUGGAAUGUUAAACGAGUCAAUCCUGCGAUACGGAAAACAUUCCGAAUGUAACACCUCCCAUGAAUAACGAAAAGAUGCGAGGAUAAGCAAGUAACCCGUAUAUCCAUUGUGUAUUCGAAUAAAAUUCAACUUCAUUUUGUACAUAAUUGAUAUUCCACUGCAUGGAUCCUCGUUAUAAGAUAAAUAUUAAACGAAAGAAAAUAAAUCUCAGUAUCUGAUGAUAGUCGGAUUUAAUGAAUAAUCGCGUGACCGGUAGUCUUGUUUUUUAUUUAUAUGGCUCGGGCGUCAUAAGCACAUAAAUGCAUGUAAAAUAAUAAUCAGUCCAUGCGUUAACGUUAAAUCGUUUCGCAGUUAUCGAUGUAUUAGCAUAUGUAUAAAUACAAUGUUGGCAAGGUUGAAUGAUUCAUAUGAUCGGUUUCAUUUACAAUUUAUCACAUUUAUCAUUCGAAGCAAUCAGUAUCAGAAAUUGCAAAAGUAUUUCUAAGUAGUAUACGAAAAAUUUUUAAGGCUUUUGUACUAAACUGUGAAUUAAAUACCGCAAACGCUCAAUCAUUGACAUUCUAAAAAGUAUUACAAGUUGGCAUUGACAAGGAUUAUGCUGGUUUCGAAAACGGAAGUUCGUCGAAUUACAAGAAUAGAUCUUGACGUUUGAAACAUAACUUUGGAUUUUAAUAAACCACCUUAUUAUUCAAGCAAA